UAUUUCCAUUAGAUAAACGUGACCAUGCACAGCCACACAGAUCCCUUGGCGAUUUAUCAGUUCACCGUCCAGUCAAUUCAUCACCGUCCGUUAACUCACUUCACAAUCUCCAAUUUCAUCUAAUCACAGACACCAAAACACUUGCUAACUCAAAAUUUCCUAAAUUCUCGUAUCCAAUGACCUCUGCAGUAAUCUCCUCUGCAUUUUCCCCAUAUUCCAAAACCCACUUACACCUCCGAUCCACGACCAAACCCCCACCCCCUCUCCUCCGACCACCGAUCACCACUCCAUACCACCCCACCCUCAUUACCCACCUCUCAAAACCCAUAAGACUCAUAUCAACCUCAUCAUCAAACACCAACAACCCCAUCACCAAACCCCAAGGCGCCAAAAUUAUCCCACUAGCAAUCUCACUCGCAAUUGGGUUAACCUUACGUUUCAUCGUCCCAAAACCCAUCGAACUCACCGAUCAAGCAUGGCAACUGUUAUCCAUCUUCAUCUCCACCAUCACCGGCCUAAUCUUAUCCCCUUUACCCGUCGGUGCGUGGGCUUUUUUGGGUCUUACAACCACCAUUUUCACCAACACUUUGAGUUUUACGACAGCGUUUAGUGGGUUUACUAAUGAGGUUAUUUGGUUGAUUGUGAUUUCCUUCUUUUUUGCUCGUGGGUUUGUCAAGACUGGGUUGGGUGAGAGGGUUGCCAGUUGGUUUGUCAAGUGGUUGGGUGGGAGUACUAUUGGGUUGGCUUAUGGGUUGAUGGUUAGUGAGAGUUUGAUUGCUCCCGCUAUGCCGAGUACUACCGCAAGAGCGGGUGGGGUUUUCUUGCCGAUUAUUAAGUCGGUUUCGGUUUCCGCUGGGAGUUUGCCGAAUGAUCCGUCAGCGAAGCGGCUUGGAUCGUAUCUUGUUCAGUCGCAGUUUCAGUGUUCUGGUAACUCUAGUGCUCUGUUUCUGACUGCUGCAGCACAAAAUCUUUUAUGUCUACAACUGGCUGAGGGGCUCGGGGUGGUGGUUGCAGACCCGUGGGUCGAAUGGUUCAUCGCGGCUAGUUUACCUGCUUUCGUUUCUCUAUUACUUACUCCAUAUAUCUUGUACAAACUAUACCCACCUGAAACCAAAGACACACCUGAUGCCCCUGCUAUGGCUGCAAAAAAACUCGAACUUAUGGGUCCAGUCACAACGAACGAGUGGGUGAUGAUCGGCACCAUGCUUCUAGCCGUCUCCCUAUGGGUAUUCGGGGAUGCGAUCGGGGUAUCCAGUGUGCUUACCGCAAUGAUUGCGUUAUCGAUACUUUUGUUAUUAGGAGUUCUUGAAUGGGAUGACUGCUUAAAAGAAACUUCCGCAUGGGACACUUUAGCUUGGUUUGCAGUGCUCGUGGGCAUGGCUAGCCAAUUAACCGAACUUGGGAUCGUUAAAUGGAUAUCAAGUUACGUUGAAGUGAUUUUGCAAUCUUUGUCGUUGAGCUGGCCUGUGGCUUUUGGUGUUCUUCAGGCAGUUUACUUCUUAAUCCACUACAUGUUUGCAAGUCAAACCGGUCACGUGGGAGCCUUAUAUCCAGCUUUUCUCGCUAUGCAUAUUGCAGCCGGGGUGCCUAGGGUGUUGGCCGCACUCGCCUUAGCUUAUAAUACAAACUUAUUCGGUGCUUUGACACAUUAUAGUAGUGGGCAGGCAGCCGUAUACUUCGGAGCUGGUUAUGUAGACCUCCCGGAUAUCUUCAGAAUCGGGUUCACUAUGGCCUGUGUAAACGCAGUGAUCUGGGCGGUUGUUGGUGGUUUCUGGUGGAAGUUUUUAGGACUCUAUUGAUUCUCGAGUUACAUAAACUUUGGUGAUCUUGCAACCGACCUGGUGGUUAUCUGAAACGAAGCUGACCACGAGCUUGCCCAUGGGUAGUGUAAGUGCACACAAAAACUGCAUCGCAAACUCGGGUCAGUCUUCGAUACCUUUGACUUGUAAGAAAGUACAUUUGUAUGGAAAAAGAAUUGUUUGAAAAGCUUACGGUGGAAGUGAUUGGAAGAGCUUUACAAAUGCCAAGAAGAAACAGAAGUGAAUAGAGGGAAAUCACUGACAUUUUGACCACAUUUGAACCUGUUUCUGUGCCGAUCCGCACCUGUAUAAGUGAAUCGGAGCUGAGUUAGAGUUACUUGCGGACGUGGGUUUGAAUUUUUGUACAAAUCGGCGUGGAGACUACUUACCAGUGGAGAGAGUUUUCCUACUGCUUUAUCACCUGGAAUCUGAGUUUGCAAGUCAAGAAAACUUCUUAACAAACAUAAAAAGAUGGCGAAAACAUAGAGGUGGCAAAAUGAUUGAUUGAGCAACGGGUCAAAAUGGGUUGUCUUUUGUGCAAGCCCAAACGGGCCAGGGUGGACUAGGUUGAAGGGAAAUGCUGUUUUUUAAAAAAGUUUUUUUUUUUUUUUUUUUUUCUAAAUUAUUAGUGUCAUAUAUGAUUAAAAAAAAAAUACUAUUUUAAUAGUAUAGUUUUCGAAAAAAUAAGAGUUUUUAUGCUUAAAAAUACACUUUGGGCGACUUACACAGCCCGUUACUCUUUCCACGUAUAUAUUCUUAUAUUACUUAUUAAAGAUAAAAGCAUAACACAAAUCGACCCAUUUAUAACUAUAUAACAAUACCUGGUGAAAAUGGCUACAAAAAAGAAUGAGUGAUGUUGUAAUGCCUACUAGGACAGAAGCCGCUAGAAUAGUGCCGGUUAUUGGUAGCGUCUCCACCCUUGUGCUACCGCCCUGCAACAGGUAAAA
Molecule: messenger RNA, 2746 nt
Organism: Helianthus annuus (common sunflower)
Lineage: Eukaryota; Viridiplantae; Streptophyta; Magnoliopsida; Asterales; Asteraceae
Product: dicarboxylate transporter 2.1, chloroplastic
Exons: 5
Coding region: 177-1799 (540 amino acids)
Biological process (GO): transmembrane transport
Cellular component (GO): membrane
Molecular function (GO): transmembrane transporter activity
Source: RefSeq, a predicted model, not a curated record